Sitophilus oryzae (rice weevil) is the source of this 282-nucleotide messenger RNA. The record is from the annotation of a RefSeq genome assembly. Lineage: Eukaryota; Metazoa; Arthropoda; Insecta; Coleoptera; Curculionidae.
AUGUUAAAUAUUUUUUUUGGUAGAUUUCUCUAUCUUUCAGGUUUAUUUACUUUUAUUAUUGAGCGAAAACAUUUACUUUUAAUAUUAUUAAGUUUAGAAUAUAUUGUGGUAUCAUUAUUUUUAUUAAUUUUUUAUAAUUUAAUGAUUAAUUUUGAUUACUUUUUUUGUAUAAUUUUUUUAACAAUAAGAGUUUGUGAAAGAGUAUUGGGAUUAUCUAUUUUAGUUUUUAUAAUUCGUAAUCAUGGGAAUGAUUAUGUACUAUCUUUUUCUUCUUUAUGAUAA